Molecule: messenger RNA, 375 nt
Organism: Tricharina praecox
Lineage: Eukaryota; Fungi; Ascomycota; Pezizomycetes; Pezizales; Pyronemataceae
Exons: 5
Coding region: 1-375 (124 amino acids)
Source: RefSeq, a predicted model, not a curated record
AUGAUGGACCCACAGAACCUGUAUAUCGCGGAGGGAACGCGCGCCGAGAUCGAGGCGCUCCGCCGGAAGAUUGCUAAAGACCUAGUCCUACUAUUUACCGUCCUCGAACGCCUCCCCAAGCUUGUCCUAAGCUACAUCCGUGUGUUGGACCGCAGGGUUAACGCGAGGACCGAUUCCGAACGUGACUUCAUCGAUUACGUAUACACGCAACUGAAGCAGGGCUUAAUCGACAUUCCCAGGGCCCUUGAAACCGGCGCGAACUGGUGGAGCGUCUUCGUCCAUUACUUCAUCAUGGUGUAUUUCACGGACGAGGUUUUGCAUUUUUUUGAGCAAAGAAAGAAGAAGGAAGGUUCCACUAGCAGCAAAGCAGGCUGA